Messenger RNA from Cuscuta campestris, 2051 nucleotides. Lineage: Eukaryota; Viridiplantae; Streptophyta; Magnoliopsida; Solanales; Convolvulaceae. The record is from the annotation of a GenBank genome assembly.
AUACGCGAGGAGGGAGAGAGAACCGUGGCAAGUAUUCUUUCCCGGAGUUUUCUUCGUUGACUAUUCUGGAUUUCCGAUUGAAUUUUUGUUUUUAAUCAUCGCCGUAACUUACUGAACAAAGCCCUUUGUUCAGUUUCUUUACCCUUUUUUUUUUGUAUCUGAAUUUCCUCGAAUUUCUCAGAUAGAUUGACCGGUUUGUUUUAUCGGGAUUAAGAACGUUCUUUCAUCAGGCUCCCCGCAGAAUUUUUCUGGGUUCGUUCGUCUCCGAUCGAACUCUGUUCAGUUUCCGAUCAUCCGGAAACGGAAAAGGGAGUCUGAUUAUUCUUGUUUUUUUUUUCUGGGUAUAGAUUGAAUUUGGAUUCUGGGUCGUGUUCCGAUCCAGUAUUGUUUGUUUCGUGAAGAUGAUGGGAAAGAGUUCUGAGACCAUUGAUAAAUGGAGGGAUUAUUUUGCGAGUGCGAAUUCCGACAUCUUUGGGAUAAUCGAGCACGCUCUCAUGGUGGCGGCCAUGGAUUAUCCCCAGGAGUUCAAAAUGAGGAGGGAUGGGAUUGCAGAGAUUCUCUUCACAUGCAAAGUCACGAAAUGCUCUGGGUGCAACAAGGUUGAGAUGGCUUUGCCUGGUGGGGAUGAGGAGGGUCAUGAUGGGAAGUGUAAGAUGGCCGGGUUGGAUAGGGAAUCUGGGAGCAAGGAGAGCAAGGCAAAUGAUCGUCGCGUGCAGCAGAUGGAGAUGAAUGUGAAACAAACCAGCAAUUACAGCUAUGGUGACGCAGAGGCGUUGACUGAUGAGAUUGAGGAGGAGACUUUGACUGUUGGCGAGGUCUUGAGGAUCAAGAAGGUUCUUGAUAAUUAUGAAGAUGAGUCUGAAUCUAUAUUGUUUGAUUCCCUGAGGAGACUUCAAUUGAUGGGUUUGUCUAUGGAGACACUAAAGGAGACAGAGAUUGGCAAAUCUGUUAAAUGUUUACGAAAACACGGAUCCAAACGGAUUAGUCAUCUUGUCCAGACCUUGAUCAAGGAUUGGAUGGUCAUGGUAGAUGAAUGGGUUAGUGCUACAACAGCACUUACAGAGAGCACUCCAGAGUCUGGAAAAACAUCAACUGUUGUUGAAGAAGACGAGGAAGAGGAGGGACUUCCUUCUCCUCCAUUGGAUGAGGGAGCUUUCUUUACUACUGCUUCAAUGGAGCUAUCACAAUUCUUCGACGGAAUGGAUUUUGAUGGAAAUCCUCAAAACAGCGGGGAAUUCAAGAACCGUUACAUUCCUCCAUUUAGGAAACAACAACUUAACGGAAGAGCGCCAAAUGCAGCUCCAAGGGACCUUAAGAAUGAACCACCAAAGAAGCAAGAAGAAGUUGUCAUGAAGAGACAGGCUUCUGAAUCUAAGCCAAACAAGCAUUCUUCUUCUUCUUCUUCUUCGAUUGUAGAACAAAAGUCGCAGCAGAAAGUAGAUAAAAGCAAGCUUCAGAACAGAGCAGUUGCUCCGCAACAAAAUAACUUCAAGACUACUGAUGAUGAUUCAGUUCAAAAGAAAUUGGAAGUGACCAAGAGGAAACUGCAAGAGCGCUACCAAGAAGCUGCAAAUGCGAAGAAGCAGCGAACAAUACAGGUAAUGGAGUUGCAUGAUAUUCCAAAGCAAGGCCAUGCGGUCCAAAAAAACCAACACGCCAAGGCAGGCAACCACAGCAGCAGGCACAAUGGACGCUGACAAGCCUUUCACAGCACUGCCGAGGAAGAAGAGUGAUAUAUAAAGUCCUCUCUACUCCACACACAUUAUUAUUGUGCAGCAUUCUCUCAUAGCUCCUUUAAAAAAACCGGAGUGUCAGUCUGUAUUGGGAGCCAAUCAUAGUUGCUGCCAUUGAUUCAUAUAUACAUACAUACAUACAUAAGUAUAGUGUUUUUAUUAACAAAGAGCUAGGGAGCAUGAUUUUGUAACCCUUUCAUAAGCUAAAUGUGGCUAUAUAAUUCAUGAUGAGUUGAACUGAUACCCUCUCAUCUGAGUGCAACAUACAGGUUGUUGGUCAAUUCUGCUUUUGUCACUCAACAAAGAAUUGGCUGAUAU